AUGUUUGCAACCAGUGAAGAAAUAAUUACAGUCAACCAGGAUCUAUGUCGGUCCCCUAAACGCAAUCACAUGGACGAAAUAAGGGCAGACUUCACGGUUUGCGCCAUUCCAGCUAAUUCGUUAUCCGGGCAGUGCAUUCCUGGCACCGAUAACGAGCCAAACGAAUGCGGGUUUGGAGAAAAUCUGCUCGGCCUGUGUGGUUUCUGCUCGCAGACUUCAAUCAAUGGCACUGAUACGUGCUGCUACGCUGCCAAUGCGGAGCAGCGUUGCAAGAACAUCAAACUUCCAGAAAUCUCAUCACUGCCACCUCUAUUUCCGCAUCCAACUUCGACACCCUCUCCUACGCACACUGACAAACCAGGCGGCGGAGGUCUGACUGGUGGACAGAUUGCCGGAAUUGCCGUUGGAACAGUAUUGGGAUGUGCAUUUUUAAUCGGUCUGGCGGUUCUAUUCCUCCUUUGGAGAAGACGGAAACGGAAUGAAUCUGCUGAAAGCAUUUUCAACCAACCUACGCCUCCCCGGACCAUGGCAACGGCUCCAUCAUAUCCCGCUGGCGGCAACUCAACUAACAAGCAGCAGAAAGGAUAUGAACCCAUCCCCGGAGGCCGUGUUGCGCGAAUGUCAGCACUUCAAGGUGGUAGUAACCCACCAUCACGUCACGCAUACCACGAUUCGGAUUCCGAUGUAUUUGGCGACAGCCCUUCUGGUGGCAAGUCGAGGCGUAUUCCACCCGUCACAGGAAGAAGAAACGGCUCACUUUCUAGCGCGUCUGCCCUCGCUGGCGAUGGUGACACGUUAUCUCCCAAGUCUGGCAGCGGUGCCCAGUUCUCUUCUCCCGAAGGCGUUGCCAGCGGCCAGUCAGAGCAGCUCCCUUAUUUCCGCGACUAUUAUUCACAGGACGACAUCCAUCCAAAUGACAGAGUAUCUGUUCUCUGGGCAUAUCAACCUCGAGCUCCUGAUGAGUUUGAACUAGACAGAGGUGACAUGCUGAAAGUCGUUGGUAUAUGGGACGACGGCUGGGCAACAGGUGUCCGAGUCAACGAGAAAGCAGAGGACUAUGACUCGAAGCAUAAACACAGUCCGCUCAGAGAUAGUGGUGUCUCUCACGGGUCAGAGGCACGGCCUCCAUCUUCACCAACUACCGGAGAAAUAAAAGCAUUCCCAGUUCGUCUAAACCUUGCUCCAUUCUUGUGUUACUUAUUUUGA
Molecule: messenger RNA, 1206 nt
Organism: Trichophyton benhamiae CBS 112371
Lineage: Eukaryota; Fungi; Ascomycota; Eurotiomycetes; Onygenales; Arthrodermataceae
Exons: 1
Coding region: 1-1206 (401 amino acids)
Molecular function (GO): protein binding
Source: RefSeq, a predicted model, not a curated record